Molecule: messenger RNA, 4753 nt
Organism: Pangasianodon hypophthalmus (striped catfish)
Lineage: Eukaryota; Metazoa; Chordata; Actinopteri; Siluriformes; Pangasiidae
Gene: aqr
Product: aquarius intron-binding spliceosomal factor
Exons: 36
Coding region: 163-4563 (1466 amino acids)
Biological process (GO): mRNA splicing, via spliceosome
Cellular component (GO): catalytic step 2 spliceosome
Molecular function (GO): helicase activity; mRNA binding
Source: RefSeq, a predicted model, not a curated record
AUUCUCCCUGUUUCUGUAUUAUGUGACUUUUAUUUUGACGACCUGUGCUAAUGUACCGCGGGAAGCUUCCCUGCAGUUGUUUGCUCACACAUGUUAGCACGCGAGCUAACAACGUAUUAAUGACGUCUUGGUGAAACAGGUCGGUGGAGUGGUGGAGAAGUGAUGGAGAAGGACGCGCGGGUGAAGAAGACGGCAGCGCCGUCAGUGGAUCAGAUUAACGCGGAAUAUGUUACACAGCUCUCAAAUCAAUAUUGGGCUCCCCACGCAAAGAAUAAACUACCGUUUGAUUCUAAGGUCGUUGAAGACGUCUAUCAAAAUGAGAUUCUCAAAUCAAAAUUUGCAAUCAGAAAAAUCAUGCUGCUGGAAUUUAGCCAGUACCUUGAGAAUUACCUGUGGGUUAACUACAGCCCGGAGGUGUCCAGUAAUAGCUAUCUGAUGUCCAUCUGCUGUAUAGUUAAUGAGAAGUUCAGAGAAAAUGUUCCUGCUUGGGAGGUUUUCAAAAAGAAGCCCACUCACUUCCCCUACUUUUUUAAGUGUGUAAUGGAGGCCUGUCUAACCGGAGAAGAGCUCGGCCUGUCGCUACGGGAACAGACAGUUCUGCUGCUCUUCCUUGAUCACUGCUUCAACAGUCUGGAGGUUGAUAUAAUCCGAGAACAGGUGCAGCAGCUCAUUUCUCUGCCCAUGUGGAUGUGCCUCCUGCCGUCACGACUCCAGCAUGAACUGAAAAAAGUCCCCAAGCUGCAGAAGUUCUGGAAUCUUAUAAAGAAGAACUAUGAAAAAAUGGAUCCAAAGAGUGCUGAACAAGCCAGAAGGGAACGGACCUUUCUCUCAGCACUCAUAAAGAAGUUCCUUAGUGUGCUGAUGUCCAUCCCAGCAUCAGGCACAAUCUCCAUGGAGAAGGUGCACUACUGUGAGAGAUUCAUCGAGCUCAUGAUUGACUUGGAGGCUCUUCUCCCAACACGCCGUUGGUUCAACACCGUGCUGGACGACUCUCACCUGGUGGUCCACUGCCACCUGUCCAGUCUCACACAGCAGGAGAAAGAGGGUCACCUUUUCCGCCAGCUGCUGGACAUGUUGAAGUUCUACACAGGCUUUGAGAUCAAUGACCAAACUGGCAACGCCCUCACACAGAAAGAGAUGACCACUCUUCACUAUGACCGGAUAACUUCACUGCAGAGAGCUGCUUUCGCACACUUUCCUGAGUUGCAGGAUUUUGCACUCUCUAACGUAGCAGCUGUGGACACUCGGGAGUCGCUCACCAAACAGUUUGGUCAUCUUGGUCCCAAUACCCUUCACCAGGUGGCGUCGUAUCUGUGCCUUUUACCUGAGCUUCCAGAAGGAAAAGACACAUCCUAUGACAAAGAGAUGCUUUUAGAGCUACUGGUGUCGCGUCAUGAGCGCCGAAUCUCACAGAUUGAGCAACUCAACCAGAUGCCUCUUUAUCCAACCGAGAAGAUUAUCUGGGAUGAGAACAUCGUCCCCACCGAGUACUACUCUGGCGAAGGUUGCUUAGCUCUGCCAAAGCUUAAUCUGCAGUUCCUGACUCUUCAUGAUUACCUGUUGAGGAACUUCAACCUCUUCCGUCUGGAGUCUACCUAUGAGAUCAGGCAGGACAUAGAAGACAUUGUGUUGCGAAUGAAGCCAUGGCAGUCAGAAUAUGGUGGAGUGGUGUUUGGUGGAUGGGCCAGAAUGGCACAGACCAUUAUGUCCUUUUCCAUUGUUGAAGUGGCAAAGCCUAACAUUGGAGAGAACUGGCCUGCUCGAGUCCGUGCUGACGUCACUCUGAAUCUCAAUGUGCAAGGCCACAUCAAAGCUGAGUGGGAAGGGUUGCGUAAGCAUGAUGUUUGUUUUCUGAUCACGGUGCGGCCCACCCUGCCCUACGGCACACGCUUUGACCGGCGCCAGCCCUUUGGGGAGCAGACAGGCCUGGUGUACGUGAGGGGCUGUGAGGUGCAAGGCCUGCUGGAUGACAAAGGCCGGGUCAUUGAGGAAGGUCCUGAUCCGAAGCCCAAACUAAAAGGUGACACAAGAACAUUCCGUGUGUGGCUGGACCCGAAUCAAUACCAACUGGACAUGACCAACAGCAUCCAGACUGGUGCCGAGGACCCCUACGAGACUUUCAACAUCAUCAUGAGACGCAAGCCCAAGGAGAACAACUUCAAGGCUGUGCUGGAAACUAUACGUCACCUGAUGAACACUGAGUGUGUUGUCCCUGAUUGGCUGCAUGACAUCAUCCUGGGAUAUGGUGACCCCGGGAGUGCCCAUUACUCCAAAAUGGCCAAUCAGAUCUCAUCUCUGGACUUCAAUGACACUUUCCUGUCCAUUGAUCACCUUAAGUCCUGUUUCCCUGGUUACACAGUGAAGGUCAUAGAGGAAGACCCAGCCAAACAGGUCCCUCCAUUCAGAAUCAAGUUCCCUGUACAGAAUGUCAAGGGGAAGAAGCGGAAAGCAGAUGAAGAAGAGGAGAGAACCGAGGAAGAUAACACACUGAUAGUGGAGCCCCAUGUGAUUCCAAACCGGGGACCCUAUCCCUACAACCAACCCAAACGGAACAACAUCCCAUUUACCCCAACUCAGAUUGAGGCUAUUCGUGCAGGCAUGCAGCCGGGUCUCACCAUGGUUGUAGGUCCCCCGGGUACAGGCAAAACAGACGUAGCCGUACAGAUCAUCUCCAAUCUGUACCACAACUUCCCCGAGCAGAGGACUCUCAUCGUGACUCACUCCAAUCAGGCACUGAACCAACUGUUUGAGAAGAUCAUGGCCCUGGACAUCGACGAGCGGCACCUUCUGCGUCUGGGUCACGGAGAGGAGGAGCUGGAGACUGAAAAGGAUUUCAGCAGAUAUGGAAGAGUGAACUAUGUGCUGGCUCGAAGGCUGGAGCUCCUCAGAGAGGUGGCUCGCUUGCAGGAGAGUCUCGGCGUCCCAGGCGAUGUGUCCUACACCUGUGAAACAGCCGGCCAUUUUUACCUUUAUCAGGUUGUAUCACGUUGGGAGGAAUACACAAGCAAGGUCAGGCCCAAACCUGGCCGGGAGGUGAGCGUGCAGGACGUGGCUGCACACUUCCCUUUCCAUAAGUACUUCUCAAACGCACCCCAGCCUGUCUUUAAGGGUCAGAGCUACCAGGAGGACAUGGACAUUGCAGAAGGCUGCUACCGCCACAUCCGCAAGAUCUUCACCCAACUGGAAGAGUUCAGGGCCUUUGAGCUGCUGCGUAGUGGACUGGACAGAUCAAAAUACCUGCUGGUGAAAGAGGCUAAAAUCAUUGCCAUGACCUGCACGCAUGCUGCUCUCAAACGCCAUGACCUUGUGGAGCUCGGCUUCAAGUAUGACAACAUCCUGAUGGAAGAAGCAGCUCAGAUCCUGGAGAUUGAAACUUUCAUUCCACUCCUACUGCAGAAUCCCGAGGAUGGCUACAGUCGGCUGAAGCGCUGGAUCAUGAUUGGUGAUCAUCACCAGCUUCCUCCUGUCAUUAAGAAUAUGGCCUUCCAGAAAUACUCCAACAUGGAGCAAUCUCUGUUCACACGCUUUGUGCGAUUAGGAGUGCCCACAGUGGACCUGGAUGCUCAGGGCCGAGCUCGUGCAAGUCUGUGUAAUCUGUAUAACUGGCGUUAUAAGCAGCUUGGAAACCUGCCUCAUGUUCAGAGUCAGCCAGAGUUUCAGGCCCCCAACCCAGGUUUUACCUACGACUUCCAGCUCAUCAACGUGGAGGAUUUCAACGGAAUCGGGGAGUCUGAACCCAAUCCUUACUUCUACCAGAACCUUGCUGAGGCAGAAUACUCUGUGGCUCUGUACAUGUACAUGCGGCUGUUGGGUUACCCAGCAGAGCGCAUCAGCAUCCUUACAACUUACAACGGCCAGAAGCACUUAAUCCGAGACGUCAUCAACCAGCGGUGUGCCAACAACGCCUUCUUCGGCCAACCCAGCAAAGUAACAACAGUGGACAGGUUUCAGGGUCAGCAGAAUGACUACAUCAUCCUCUCUCUGGUGCGCACCAAAGCUGUAGGACAUCUGAGAGAUGUGCGGCGUUUAGUGGUAGCUAUGUCCAGAGCCAGGCUGGGCCUCUACAUCUUUGCUCGGGUCUCCCUUUUCCAGAACUGCUUUGAGCUGACGCCUGCCUUCAAUCAGCUGACUGCGCAGCCACUGCAACUGCACAUUCGACCUCAAGAGUACUACACCUCCACUGAGGAGCGCUCGAACGAACCUGAUCAGGUAGUACAGAACAUGCCUGAGAUGGCCAACCUGGUCUACAAUAUGUACAUGCAUAUGAUCCAGAGAACCCAGCAGUACAGACAGCAGCAGCAGAUUCUCCCACCCCCAAGGCAGGUGACGACAGAGGAAGAAUCUGACGUGAAUAUGAGGGACGAAGAAGAGGAAAAAGACAGUCAGCCUGAAGGAGAGAGCAAAGAAGGUGUGACUAUAAACAAGGCUGAGCAGGAGGAGUCUGAGAUGAAGAUGGAGCAGGAGUCUGGUGUGGAAGAGCAGCACACAGAGGAACAUGCUAAAAUGCCUGAACACCCAGGUAGAGACAGUGACAGCGGAGACAGUGAGGAGGACGAGUCCUAAAGCAAAUCCACCCACACACCACACCUCUGGUGGCCAGGAUCCACUGCACCAUCCACCAGCAUGUGAUUAGUUUUUAUUUUUCCUUUUUACUUCACCUUGAUUUGGUUUCUUGAAAAUAAUUGCCUUUUGUAAGAAAACAUUUAUAACAAAUGAACAUCAUUUUGUAAUAAAAUUAAAGUAGUUAAAUCUA